GCCGCGAGUCACGUGACGAGCCGAGGUUAGCUGCGGUCUGUCAUACACAUUUCUAGCUGACACACGAUAAUCGCUGCACAGCCCUACGCUCUAAAGUAUUCGCACCAUGAACACACGCCUGGCUACCGGAGGUGGUCUGCUCCGGGUACUUGUACCUGGGGCGCUCUUGCUACUGCUGCUUGGGAAGAUUACUGUGACGGUUGCCGCUGAUACCUGUGGAGAAUUUGAAACUUGUGACACUUGUACAACAAAUAUAAGCAGUGGUCUACAGUGUGCCUGGGUGGAAUGUAGUAAUGCAAGUGGACCUUCCUGUAUAAAUGAAACUUUAAUAAGUGAAAGUAACUGCACUAAAGUAAACUGUUCAGCUGCCAGCACCACAACUCAAACUAUAACCACUGUUGUAUCAACCACAGCUAAUGCGACAGGACAAAACACCACAGAUACUCCACCACCACCCACAGCCAAUUCUACUGCAACUGCUUCAACUACCAACUCUACAAACACCACGCCUGUGAUUCCAACAACACCCUCUCCAAAAAAAGGCACAUUUGAUGCUGCAAGUUUCAUCGGUGGCAUAGUCCUUGUUUUGGGUUUACAGGCAGUCAUAUUUUUCAUCUACAAGUUCUGUAAAGCCAAGGACAGGAAUUAUCAUACUCUUUAAAAACUGACACUGCUCCCAGACUGCUCGCCUACCUUGCUCAAACCAAAAUGUUUUGCCUUGAGAUUUCUAAUGGAAGACUUUCCAAGAAAAAUGGAUUUUCUUCUCAUCUGAAUCUAGCAAAUGAUGUGCCAUCAUACUUAAAAAGAAAGUAAACUCCUCUGUAUUUGCAAUCGGCUGCAUGUAUCUCAACAGCUUCCUAAAGUUUUUUAAAACUGAUCUGGAAUUUUUGCUUUCCCAUACCCGAUUGUAAUACAGAGAAACUAAUAUGCCAGGAGUUGAUCUUCUAGACUGGAUAUGAAACGUAAUUUAAGAACAAUGUUGCAUCUAGGCAUAUCGUAGCAUUAUGGGCCUGAAUGAAGUUUCUAUUUCCUUUGUGUCCCCUCCCCGCCCUGUUCAUAAAAUCUUACGUAUACACCUGAUAAUUACAAACAGUGCUGCCCUUUCUAAAAGUGAUUCUCCUUUCUUAAAGGUGAAGGUGGAAAUAUUGUGCCUUAGAAACAUUAAAGUAUAAUGUUGUUUUUUCGGAUUUCAUAUUCUGUAGAUCUGUAGGGGCACCUAGUUUGAUUAUGCAAUACUAAAUGACCUUCUGCCCCGAAAGUCCUUCACCUUCCUAUGUUUUGUGUAUAGUUUAUGUGCUCUUAUACUCAUUUCAAUUAAUGUAACCGUAAAUUUAUUCUAAUAAUCAGGAACAGAUAUAACUUGCUUUGUCUUUCCCAAAUAUGAACCUGUUUUUAUUCUCAAUAUCUGCUACCUUAAUGAAUUAAGUAUUCUUUAAAGUUUCUGACUGAAACUUUGCUUUAGCCAUUAGUGUAUAUAAAUAUAUGAAGGAGCCAAAAAAGGAUGCAGACAAAAAUAGUUGUCUACUGAAGACUUUUAAACUUACUUUGGCAAAAUGCCAUUUUCUUUCUUUCCUCUUUUUCCCUUUUUUAAUUGGUGAAUUUUUCCUCCUCCUUCUGGUUACCCAGGGGUAAUUCUGUUUUUAUUUUAAAGCAAGUUGUCCAAAUGUGAAUAGAUUUGUCUUGAAUUACAGAUACUGUGUUGUAGUGAACUGUGUAACAACCAAUGUCAUGGUAAAAUAAGGUUAUAUUUAAUUCUUCUGAAUCAAUCCACUCUACCUCCGGUUACCUCCAGAUAAAGUUAUCACAUAAUAUAAGAAAGUACUGUUGAAUCCUUCAAGUCAAAGCCUGUGAUGUUUUUAGUUUAGAUUUUCUUCGGCAGUAAUCUGGAUUGUAGAAUAAAAAAUAGAAUUUGCACCAAUAUGCAAUAUAUCUGCAAAUUCUAAGUGCCUUCAGACAUGAGUAAGUGGUGGAAUAGGACAUUCUAUUAUACAAAUAAGUAAUAGAUCUGUGCAUGAGUAUGUUGUUUAUUCUACUUGCAGAUUAGCAGGCUAAAGUACAGGAAGACACUCCAAACAGCAAGGUCAAAUUAUGUUCUUAUUUAUUGUAUUUCAUGACGUAUACAAAUUUUAAACUUGCUUAUGUAGAUUUAAAACCAGUUAUUUUGUUGCAUGCAUAUUGAGUUGUUUAAUAAACUUUUCAGUGACUUUCUUUAUUUGAAUGGAUACAAGUCCACAAUCAGCUUGCUGGGCAUCGAACAGAGCAGAAUAAAGGACUCAUGGGAGACACUACUGCCCUUCAAAUGUAGACGCACUCUUGGAGUGCAUUGGUGCCUUCCAUGCUCUCAAAAAAAUGACAUGUAGGUUAAGAUAUCUAAAUUGUUCCAGUUAUAAAUGUAUUACAAUAUUCUAAUUAUAAAAAACACAAUUCAACUGACUAUUUUCUUAAUACACAUGCACAACUGCUUUAUUUUUUCAUAAAGUGCCAAGCCUACUAUAAACUGCAUUCACACAGCUUGUACAAUCAUAGAUAGGUUAAAAUAUUUAUAAAAUGUUUACAUUUUGCACAGAAACACUACUGCUCCAGGUUGUAUCAGUAAAUGAGGUGCACAUACUACAAAGACUAGAUGUGGUGUAACCUCCUGCAUAACCUCCUGCAAUUUAUUGUAUUGUUAUUAUUCCAUGUUAAUUCUGAUUAGGAACUCUUGUGCCAAAUGUAUUGAAGUAUGAUCUUAUGUGGCCUUCCUUUGAGAUUGCACUUUGCUAUGCCUUUUUGAAGUCCCGAUUCAGCACUUCAUUAAGCUUUUUGAGAAACUGACAUGCUUUAUUCCUCUUCUAAAUCGAAAUGCCUUUAACUUAUCAAAGACGUAUAAUUUCAUACGAUACAAAGUUAAUUUUUUUUUGUUUUGAAUAAAUAAAUACAAAUAUGA
Bombina bombina (fire-bellied toad) is the source of this 2926-nucleotide messenger RNA. RefSeq names its product CD164 molecule (gene CD164). NCBI's taxonomy places the organism in Eukaryota, Metazoa, Chordata, Amphibia, Anura, Bombinatoridae. The record is from RefSeq and is a predicted model, not a curated record. Bases 107 to 661 code for a protein of 184 amino acids. Gene Ontology annotation, cellular component: cytoplasmic vesicle. The transcript is spliced from 6 exons.